UUCUUGUUGUAACAAUGAUCUUUUAUGUGUAUUUUGUUGCUCACUCUCUAAUAUGAACUUGGUUUUUUUUUUCAGAGCCCAAGUUGUUGUAAAGGAGAUUGAAAAGUUAUUUUUUUCAGAAAACCACAUGUUAGAAUAUUUCAUUACAUUUAUAUGACACCUCUUGUCUUCUAACUCUCUGAAUCUUUGACGAAUUAGAGAUAUGGUGCAAGGCAGUGCAAGUGUGGAUCGGAGGACCUUGCUCUGUCCAUGACAUCAACUCUUGCUCUCUCUCGGAACAACCUGCCAAAGAAAACUUACAAGGAUCCCGACGGUGGAAGGCAACGGUUCUUACUGGAACUUGAAUUCAUUCAAUGUCUUGCCAAUCCUACUUACAUCCACUACCUGGCACAGAAUCGGUAUUUUGAAGAUGAAGCAUUUAUUGAAUACUUGAACUAUCAUCAAUAUUGGCAGCGACCAGAGUACAUCAAGUUCAUAAAGUGAACUAGUAGCUGUUCAUUGGACUGUUUCAAGAAACGCUAAGUGAGCAGCUAAAAGAGAGCCUUUGCUACAAGUAAGAAAGGCUUGGAUGGGUUACAUGUACAUGUCAAAUAGUGUUUCAAUUCUUUUUAGUGUUAGUUUUAUUUUAUUUAA
This is a messenger RNA of Camelina sativa (false flax), 633 nucleotides long. The record is from RefSeq and is a predicted model, not a curated record. NCBI's taxonomy places the organism in Eukaryota, Viridiplantae, Streptophyta, Magnoliopsida, Brassicales, Brassicaceae.